AUGAUAUUCUUGGACGAGCCUCUUACUGGUCUCGACUCCUAUGCCGCUACUACCACUGUGAAGGUACUCAAGGAUCUAGCGGCUAAUGGAGUACCUGUCAUGAUCACAGUUCAUCAGCCAUCCAGUGAGAUCUUUGCUAUGUUUGAUAAUAUCGUAGUUAUUUCGGAAGGCUGUAUCGUGUACGAUGGUCCCAGGAAGGAGCUUGUCAACUUCUUUUAUGAAAAUGGUGGUUAUAAGUGCCCGAGUAACUACAAUCCUGCUGAUUUCGUAUUGUACGUGUUGCAGACUGAACCGAGGGAAAAUAUUGAAGUUCUCGUUGAUGCAUAUAAAGCUUACUUCGAGAAGCGGAUGAUGUCAGGAAUAGAUGAGCUCCGUGGGAAAGCUGUUCAGCAGGCUGAAGUUCAUUCGAAAGCUCGAGUAGCUUCCUUGCGAGUUCAGCUGAGGGAGUUGCUGAAAAGGGACUUCCGAGACAUCAUCAGGAAUCCAACGGUGCAAAUCAUAAAGUUUUGCAUGACCGUUUUCAUGGGGCUUAUAAUGGGCUGUGUGUUCUUCCAAGCUGGUGCGGAUGAGUCUGAAAUGUACUGGCUCACCAAUCGUGGGAGAUUCCAGUCCUACUAUGGUGGAAUAGUCAUUACGUGUGUGGCUGCUAUGAUGGGAUCAGCUCAGACGACCAUCCUGAGGUAUCCAGAUCAGCGAGCUAUCUUUGUGAGGGAAUACGCUAGCAAUAUGUACUCCUCUAUUCCUUAUGUGCUAUCACAAACUCUACUGGAAGUGCCAAUGGCAUUCAUAGAGAGUGUUAUUCAGAUCAUCAUAGCCUACUUUAUGCUAAACUUUCAAGGCAGCUGGAUCUUAUGGGUUUUGAGUAACCUUCUUAUCAACUUAGUAUCGGCAUCCUUUGCCCAGUUCCUCGGUGCUCUGGCUAACUCUGGCGCCCAAGCAAUGCAGUUUAUGCCGCUCAUUUUGGUCCCUCAGAUGAUCUUCUCUGGUUUGUUCACUCCUAUAAGUGAAAUACCGGUGUGGUUACGAUGGUUGCAGUAUUUGAGCUUCCUCAAGUACACUGGUUCCUUGGCAUACUUCAAUGAAUUCGGCUUCGAUAUGACCCUCCUGAACGAGGCUAAUGACAUCCAUGCUGAUCUUGUUGGGUUGUACAUCGGUGUUUUGUUGGCAAUGCUCAUCAUACUGCGCAUCUUGGCGACUGUGAUUCUGAAACGUAAGGCUCGGUAUGUGUAUUAGGCAGCUGAGGAGACAGCAGUACUUCGAUGGACGCAGGGCUGUUAGUCCUCAGAAUCUCGACUGCCACUCUUCUUUGGUUACCGUCACUAAGCAGACGCUUUGUUCCACCACAAUGGUUUGGUAAGUGAUUAUUUUCUAUGCUUUUAAAAGAGCUGUACGACGUAAUAAUGAUGAAACUUCCAGUAGCAUCCAAACGGACCGCUGUUUGAGACUCCUUGAUAGUAUUCCAUUGACAGGCGUUGUCUGUCGCUCUUCU
Messenger RNA from Perkinsus marinus ATCC 50983, 1489 nucleotides. Its product is annotated as ATP-binding cassette transporter, putative. Gene Ontology annotation, molecular function: ABC-type transporter activity. Lineage: Eukaryota; Perkinsozoa; Perkinsida; Perkinsidae. The record is from RefSeq and is a predicted model, not a curated record. The transcript has a single exon. Bases 1 to 1233 code for a protein of 410 amino acids. Gene Ontology annotation, cellular component: membrane.